ACGAACGAACGGACGAACGAACGAACGAACGAACGAACGAACCCGCGGACUGGCGGGAGCGCGCCCACUACGACACGGGACACUUAGACACACACACACACACACACACACACACACACACACACACACACAAAUACAGACACAUACACGCAGGCGCGCGCGCGCAGCGCUUUUUCACACACUUUUCUUCCGCACAAACCGGCAGAAGAUGAAGGAGAGGAGAAACACGCAGCCGCUGGUGGUGCGAUGCAAGCUGGUGCUCGUGGGAGACGUGCAGUGCGGGAAGACCGCGAUGCUGCAGGUGCUGGCCAAGGACUGCUACCCCGAGACGUACGUGCCCACGGUGUUCGAGAACUACACCGCGUGCCUGGAGCUGGAGGAGCAGCGCGUGGAGCUCAGUCUGUGGGACACGUCAGGUUCCCCGUAUUACGAUAACGUGCGGCCCCUCUGCUACAGCGACUCAGACGCGGUUCUCCUGUGUUUCGACAUCAGCCGUCCAGACACCAUCGACAGCGCUCUAAAGAAGUGGAAGACAGAGAUCCUGGACUUCUGUCCCAACACUCGCAUUCUCCUCAUCGGCUGUAAGACAGACCUGCGCACGGAUGUCUGCACGCUGAUGGAGCUGUCUAACCAGAAGCAGACACCCAUCUCCCAUGAGCAGGGCUCAGCCUUGGCCAAGCAGCUGGGUGCCGAGGCCUACCUGGAGUGCUCCGCCUUCACCUCGGAGAAGAGCAUCCACAGCGUGUUCCGCACGGCUGCCCUGGCCUGCCUCAACAAGCUGCAGCCCGCCGGCAAGUCCAGCCCGGCACGCCGCCUCUCCAAGAGACUGCUGCACUUGCCCAGCCGCUCCGAGCUGCUCACAUCCACCUUCAAGAAGGAGAAGGCUAAGAGCUGCUCGGUGAUGUGAGCAGCCCAGGUGGUUCGGGUUGUGAGGCACCGGCGCUUGGCUUCACCCGUAAUGAAGGACUCCCUCCCCAACCCCACCUCACGCUCCAAAUCGCUUUGAAAAACCGGACAUCCGUCGCCCCUAGUUCCUUCAUUUCCCCGGUGCAUAUCGUGACGGUGGGGGCCUGGCUCUUUAUUUAUGUUUAUUUAUUUGCUUUAAUCUGUAUUUAACUGUCACGGUUUUAUCCACCUUCCGGAGCUGGAAUUUAGUGAAAACUCUGGCUGCCGUGGGAUAUACGCACCCGUUCGACAAAAUCAGAGCAGGGUAACGUACCUGCUCCAAGUGCAAUUUGGACACAUAAUGGCAUUCAUAUUUCAAAGGCAAUUUAGUGUGCGCUUGGUGAUGUACAACGUCGCUAUCUGACAUUUGGCUGUUCUCGUGUAAAAACCUUAUCUCAUGUACACAGGAUAUGCCCCACAGGUGCCGAUGAGUAGACCGCUGUGGGUGUUUCUCCGCAUUUUCGCCCUAGUUCGGCACUGAUCAUUUUGGCUAUACAGAGCAGAGGGAGUUGGGUCCCCCACUCCGCAUAGGUACCAAAAAAUCCCCGACAACCCUCGGUGAUUUAGGCCCAUCCUUAUUCCCGCCUGCAAAACGAUAACAGCUGCAACGCACGAUCUGCACACGCUAUUAGUCACGUAUAAAAAAGGCUUUGUGUGUUUACCUGGGGCUGGUUGUGUUUUACCGGGGCUCCUGCAUACAUUUCAGUUUAUAAGAACAGACAGAUGUGGUGUACACCCCACCUGCUUCCCCGACUUGGGGAAAAUGAUGAGCAGGACUGUACAAACUUUCAGACUCACCAGCAGUGGUAAAAACAGGCGUUGACAUGGCUUUUGCCUUGAGCGCGUUUCUACACCAGCGCCCGUGUCAAUGAAUGCUUCAUGUGGGGAGACCUGUCCACCGGGCACCUCACAUGUCACUUCUGCUCAGAUCACUUGGGCAGGGUGGAAAGACGUGUGGAAGUCAGAGAGGCGCCAGCAAGGGAACACAACCAACAUGAAUCUGAAAUGGUCACGGCGCUGUCUCUUUUUACCUUGGCAUUUGUUAUUUAAACGGCUCCGUAUGGGCAACAGGAGGUGCCGAUUCACACUGGCAGCAGUGGCAGUGCCGUGUGGUUGACAAGGGACCCUUGAAGAGGUUGAUUGGCUGUUUGGCGCUCCAACAGCUUUGCAUCUGACAGAGCAUCAGAUCAAGGGAUGGCAAGCAAGUGUUUAAAUCCAUUUCCUACUGGAGAGGCACAUGGAAAGCUGGUACAUUUUCUGUACUGGAGUAAAGAGGAAGAUUAUCUUUGGGACUGGGCUGCAGAGGGAUAUAUGAUUUGAAGCCACUUUCUGAAAAAUAUGUUUUCUGAUCCAGUAGGAAUAAGGACUUGAGCUGAGUUUCAGAUACAUGUGCACACAACCUCACAUAUUUUUGUUGCACUAUCAUGAAUUUGUCUUUGUACAGUCAUCAGUACUAAGUCACUAUAUAAAGUGCUGCUUGAAAGUGUGUGAACCCCUCAUGUCCCUUAGUUUU
Messenger RNA from Scleropages formosus (Asian bonytongue), 2458 nucleotides. RefSeq names its product rho-related GTP-binding protein Rho6. Gene Ontology annotation, molecular function: GTPase activity; GTP binding. Gene Ontology annotation, biological process: small GTPase-mediated signal transduction. The transcript is spliced from 5 exons. NCBI's taxonomy places the organism in Eukaryota, Metazoa, Chordata, Actinopteri, Osteoglossiformes, Osteoglossidae. Bases 209 to 907 code for a protein of 232 amino acids. The record is from RefSeq and is a predicted model, not a curated record.